AUGGCGAAAAGAUCCAGAGAUAGUACGUUCAAUAGUGACAGUAAUGAUGAGUUCCAGUUUGACUCUGACGACACAGGUGUCAUUAGUUCAUCCAGUGGAAGUGAAAUCCUUGCAACAAGUAAUGCACUCAGGCGCUUCAAUGUGGGCAGUGAUAGCAGCAGCAAUGAAGAGAUGAAUAUUCAGGAAAAUGAUGGCCGUAGUGAUAAUGAAUGGACGAAUGUUACAAAUCACGAUAUCAUUCCACAAAAAAUACAGUUUAGUUCUGAAUCACGAACCCCUGGUUCACAACUACAAUCAACUUAUAAAGAACCGUUAGAUUUCUUCAACUCGUUCUUUACGGAAGAGUUGAUCAAGAAAAUAGUUGAGGAGACUAAUCGGUACGCAAAUGAUACGAUACAAAAAAAACAUGUAAAAAAGCGGUCCAUAUGGCGUACAUGGACUAAUGUCACACUAAAAGAAAUGCGAGCAUUUCUCGGGAUAAUAUUGCUUAUGGGAACAAUGCCACUUCCGAACCUGAAGGAUUAUUGGAGCACCGACAGGAAAUGCAGGAUCCCGUACUUUGCCGAAGUAUUCAGGAGGGAUCGAUUUCUACAAGUAUUCUGGAUGCUUCAUACAAAUGAAAAUACUGAAGGUAGACAAAACAUGACAACAAGGACGCAGAAAAUUAGCAAUUUUUUGGAUUACAUUGAUAGUAGAUGUCGAGAAAAUUUUGUACCCGGGGUGCAAUUAUCAGUGGAUGAAUCCAUCGUCAAAUUCAAAGGGCGAAUAACUUUUAUUACGUACAACCCACAGAAACCAACCAAGUGGGGUAUCCGUAUUUACGUUCUUGCAGACGCCAAUAUUGGUUAUAUACAGACUAUUUUACCAUAUUAUGGCAGUUUUACUACAGAAAAAUUACUUAGACCAGAUCUGCCAAUAAGUACAAGAAUAGUCUUACAACUAUACCACAAUCUAUUGCAAUCCAAUCCUGGCGCUGUAGGAUACCAUAUCUUCAACGACCGAUAUUUCACAAGCAUUCCCUUGGCAGAUGCACUACUAGAACUGAAAUGUCAUCUGACUGGAACUAUCCAGACAAAUAGGAAAUUUAUUCCAGAUGAAAUAAAGAAUCCAAAGAUUGCGAAAAAUGAGAUGGUUGCCUACAGACGGAAAGAUUUACUAUUAUUGGCUUGGAGAGACAAGCGUAUAGUGACCAUGCUCAGCACCUGUGCUACCUCAUCUUCAAAAACCGUCACUAAAAGGUCAAAGAAAGAAGGAGUAACUGAUACUGUGAAGCCAGAUGUGGUUCUAAAUUAUAAUAAAUACAUGGGCGGGGUAGACAAAGCAGACCAGUACACAGGCACGUACUGUUUUAUGAGAAAGUCCCAAAAAUGGUGGCGAAAAUUAUUUUUUUGGGGAUUGGACGUUUCUGUGAUAAAUUCCUAUUUAUUGUAUCAGGAACAUCACAAGAAAUACAACAUAAAAAAGUUAAGCCAUAUAGAAUUUGUACGUCGCUUGGUAGAUCAAUUGAUUGGAGAUUUUCGAGAUGGUGAUCCCAAGCCUCCUUCGACUUCUGGAACAGCGGAAAGGCUCAACGGCCUUCUACAUAUUAUUCGGCGAAAUGAGACAGGAAGAAGCAAAGAUUGUGUCGUAUGCUCGAAUCGGAAGGUAAAACAUGGAAGGAGAGAAUCGAUGUACUAUUGUGCUACUUGUUCAGCUAAGCCGACCUUGCACAUAGGUGAUUGUUUUGAGCGAUACCACACAAAGGAAGAAUAUAAAACGUAUAAUAUGUAA
Habropoda laboriosa is the source of this 1770-nucleotide messenger RNA. RefSeq names its product piggyBac transposable element-derived protein 4-like. The record is from RefSeq and is a predicted model, not a curated record. The transcript has a single exon. Bases 1 to 1770 code for a protein of 589 amino acids. NCBI's taxonomy places the organism in Eukaryota, Metazoa, Arthropoda, Insecta, Hymenoptera, Apidae.